AUCCCCGCGACAAACUUAAGCAAUACGCAAGGAAAAAGCCGGUUGACGGUCCCGCGCGGUCACCAUCACCUCAAUCUAACCGGUUAUCGCGUAAUAACAAAAUGUAUUAUACAUUUAGUGGAUUCACACAAAGACUGACGGGAGCCGCGUCAUCCUCUGCCUAUAGUCCUCAGGGCUUGAGGACAAACAUACCCUCGGAAUCCACCACCAUAAUCUUUGCCACCCCAACUAGAGUCGUAUCUCAGUCAGGUCCUGUGGUGGAGUAUAUGGGUGCCAACAAGGUUCCAGACCUCCAAAGAAUAUUCCAGGCAUCAGAUGAGAUUCCUGUCCAUCUGAAGCGAGGUGUUCCAGACAGACUCCUGUACAGGACCACCAUGGCUCUGACAGUCGGAGGAGCUCUCUAUUGUCUUGUUGCACUUUAUAUUGCAGCACAACCCAAAAAUAAGUGAACUGUACCCAGCUUGUUUUCAUAGACUCACCUCAUCAUCAUCUAGGAAAUAUUAAUAUUUGUGAGAUGUUAUUUAUUCUAUUUAUAAUGAGCAUUAGGAAGGCCUCUCCGUCUGCCUCCUAUCCACAGUCAUUUGUCAAAAUGAAUGCUUCUGCUGACAUAAAAGAAGUGAUACUAUUGAGUGCUAGCUGUAUUUUUUAAAAGAUCAAAAAAUGUAUAAUUGCUGGUGUCGGAAAGAGCUAUAGUUAGUAAAUGUCUAAUUUAUUACUAUUAAUACCAGUUAUGCCUCUUGCGCUCAGGGUGGUUCACGACAGAUGUGGGAAGUGAUGUUUUUGGUAGGGCUGUGAAAUAGAGGGUGAGACCUGACACACUUCAUCAGUGUUGAUUGGUGCUGUUAUGUAAUGUUCUCAUAGAGAAUCCCAAGAAAGAAUGUAAAAAAUGUAUGUUAUAGAUGGACAUGUGUUGAUGGUAUGCAGAGCUGGAAUUGAGAGGAUUACAUAAAUAUGAAGCAAUAUUUAAGAGAAUCAAAGACUGAAUGCAUCUGAUGUUAUGCAAAUAUAUGGCACUGUAUGUGAUAUCAUAUUACAUAAUAUGAUCAUUUCACAGUCGUGAUUAGUAUUAUCCCAGAAGGAAUGUUGCUGUAGCACCACAUCCCUAAAAUGUAUGUGUGGAUCUGCUGGUUUUUGAAACCAGUCAUUUAUUCAUUUGUUUUUCCUUCAAUCUCUCAUCAUGUACAUCUUUUAACUAAAGUAAUACACAAACAAA
Triplophysa rosa is the source of this 1213-nucleotide messenger RNA. It is a transcript of the gene cox7a2l, whose product is annotated as cytochrome c oxidase subunit 7A-related protein, mitochondrial. The record is from RefSeq and is a predicted model, not a curated record. The transcript has 3 exons. NCBI's taxonomy places the organism in Eukaryota, Metazoa, Chordata, Actinopteri, Cypriniformes, Nemacheilidae. Gene Ontology annotation, biological process: mitochondrial respirasome assembly; regulation of oxidative phosphorylation; mitochondrial electron transport, cytochrome c to oxygen. The coding region runs from base 102 to 449 and encodes 115 amino acids.